This is a messenger RNA of Trichoderma asperellum CBS 433.97, 981 nucleotides long. The record is from RefSeq and is a predicted model, not a curated record. NCBI's taxonomy places the organism in Eukaryota, Fungi, Ascomycota, Sordariomycetes, Hypocreales, Hypocreaceae.
CCGCCGCCAGUGCCUUCAUCCGAUCCUCGACUUUCCAUCGACAACAACAAGAGUCCUCCUGCAGACUCAGCACCCGCAAACAGCGCCGACGACUAUGACCUGUUCAAGCUCAAGCCUACCGACGCGCUGCAGCUUCUCAGCUCCAGCGUCGAGCUGCUGGUUCGCAUCACCGGCGACGUCCCACCCACUCCUCCGCCGAAAACACCGACCGACCCUCAGAUGAGCAACAUGCAGGCCGAGAAGGAGAGCAUUGCGCGGUCGCACUCCGAGAAGAGCCUGGCGCGACUGCGGGCGCAGGCCCUGCUGGAAGAGCAAGAAGAGAAGAAUAUGAAACAGCGGAUCAAGCGCCAACAAGAGGAGCAGCAACAACAACAGCAACAGAAACUGCAGAAGCAGAGCCGUUCGUCGGCAGCAAGUGACGCUUAUUCCAUCGACGGCGUACGCCUAAAACACGACCACCUCAAACGAUCAACACCUUCGUCUUCAGCCCCGAACCUACAUCCUCCAGAGCCUUACGUCGUCGUCGGCGCUGAUUCGCAGCCCUUGAAUCUCCAGCACGGCGCCAUCACCCGCAAAUUUUACAGCAAAAACGAACCACCCAUUUCCGUGCACCAGUAUCUGCUUCGACUACACCAGUUCUGCCCCAUGAGCACAGCCGUUUAUCUCGCCACAUCGCUAUACAUCCACCGCCUGGCAGUUGAAGAGCGCGCCAUCCCCGUAACGAGACGAAAUGCGCAUCGACUGGUCCUCGCCGGCCUGCGCGUAGCCAUGAAGGCGCUCGAGGAUCUAUCAUACCCGCACACCAAGAUUGCCAAGGUCGGCGGCGUCAGCGAGGUCGAACUGGCAAGGUUAGAGAUUAGCUUCUGCUUCUUGGCUGGCUUUGAGCUCGUCGUGAGAGAAGAGCUGUUGAAGAAGCAUUGGAAGGUGCUGAGAGAGGGUAAGAUGGUAAUAGACGGUAUGGAAGUUCCGAAGCUGAAACUA